Molecule: messenger RNA, 225 nt
Organism: Abrus precatorius (Indian licorice)
Lineage: Eukaryota; Viridiplantae; Streptophyta; Magnoliopsida; Fabales; Fabaceae
Product: UPF0057 membrane protein At4g30660-like
Exons: 2
Coding region: 1-225 (74 amino acids)
Cellular component (GO): membrane
Source: RefSeq, a predicted model, not a curated record
AUGCCCACUCGUUGUGAAAUAUGUUGUGAGAUCAUGAUAGCGAUUUUCCUCCCUCCAUUGGGAGUUUGCUUCCGCCAUGGAUGCUGCAGUGUUGAGUUCAUCGUCUGCUUGCUCCUGACUAUACUGGGAUAUAUUCCAGGAAUAAUUUAUGCUCUCUAUGCUAUUGUCUUUGCUGAUCGUGAUCAAUAUUUUGAUGAAUAUAGGCGUCCCCUAUAUGCUGCAUAA